AUGGCAGCGGGGCACAGGUGGCACAGGCAGCGCCGUAGCAUGGCAACCGCGCAUCGGCGACGACCGUGCGUGGGUAGGCCGUGCAUAGGCGGCGGUCAAGCGCGGGCACGAACCGCCGCAGCGGUCGCUCGUGGGCAGAGGCAGCCCCCCCGCGGCGGCAACAACCGCGCGCUGGCAACAGCCGCGGCCAGCCGUGCGCGCCGUCCGCAGGCAGGAAAGGCCGCAGCGGUCGCGCGCGAGCAGAGUAGCGACAGCAUGAUUACAGAUUUUAUGCUAACACUUUUGGCUCACAUCCCGAUCGAUGAGGAACCUUCUUGGGACGUUGAAGGCGUCGGCGAGGACGGGGAUUUCGGCGGCAUCCCGGCGUCGACGGACGCGGUGAAGGAGCUGGCGGUGGUGAAGUACGAGCGUGGCGGAGAUGUCAGAGAGGAGAGUUGCAUCAUCUGCUUCGAAGAGUUCGACGAGGGCGUGGAGGUGACGCGGAUGCCAUGCAAGCACGCCUUCCAUGGCGGCUGUCUCACUCGAUGGUUGGAGAGCAGCCAUGUGUGUCCUCUCUGCAGACACGCCAUACCUGCUUCUGCUGAUCCCUGA
This is a messenger RNA of Musa acuminata AAA Group (dessert banana), 591 nucleotides long. RefSeq lists its product as uncharacterized. Gene Ontology annotation, cellular component: cytoplasm. Lineage: Eukaryota; Viridiplantae; Streptophyta; Magnoliopsida; Zingiberales; Musaceae. The record is from RefSeq and is a predicted model, not a curated record. The transcript has 2 exons. Gene Ontology annotation, molecular function: ubiquitin protein ligase activity; zinc ion binding. Bases 1 to 591 code for a protein of 196 amino acids. Gene Ontology annotation, biological process: protein ubiquitination.